AUGCAGCCCGGUGCGGUGCCUGCCAAGACUGCAGUCUUAUAUCAUAACUUAUUGGGGAACAAUACAUCACCCAUACCGGUACCCCACAUACCACUCCAAACAGCCACAACCCCGUCUCCGCACUCUCCAGCCAAAAAAAGAAGUUGGGGAAACCCCAUACGCAAUCCUCCCGCAUCUAAUGCAGACAUACGAUACCACUCCUAUGUUUCCAUUCAUCCUUCCAUCCCCACAAUCAAUCAAUCUCGCACCAAUCAGCGAUCCCCUUCCCUACUCCACGGAGAAAACCUCAAUUUCUGUGCGCGCGCGCCUCGACUAUGUAUGGCUCAUAACAGCGUACCGGUACUCGCCCCCUUCUAUCGCGACGCCACGUUCCCAAACGAUUGGCCGCUAAGCACCGAGUGCAAACUCAUGAACGACCCUGGCGAAGCAGGCUAUCCAGGAUACCCUAGAGUCGGCGUUCACACCACACACACGAGUACGUAUGUAUUAUAAUAUUAUGACACCGUACUAACUUACUAAUCAUAUAGUAUAAGGAAUAGACAACGGAGAGUAUACCGGUACGCACGCGAAGCACCGCAGAAAAACUAGCUGCUGUGGUAUGAUACAAGUAUGGAGAUGGAUUUAGGCAUAUCGUAUUGUAUCACAUCGCGCGCACCUACUAUGGGUGGGCAGGUACUCUUAGUGGGUUGGCUUUUGUGAGCGCGGUCGCUAUUGCCGCCAAAUUUUGGCUUUUGUGCUUGGACCUGGGUGCAAUAGCAGUUGUGUUCGCAAACGCUACCCCUUUACGAGCGGGUUGGUAAAUUCGCGGAUGGUCUCGUCCCGUUGCUGUCGUAUGCGAUGUGAUGCGGUGGUUCUGUUUUCUUGGCAUUCAUAUAAGAUGGGAUGAGGAUGGCUUGAACCCUUACGGAUCUCUUUUUUUUUUUGCUUGCUGCGGGGUACCGGUGUUGGUGGAGGACCGUUUUUGCAUACCGCUAACGAGUGACCAUUCGUGAUU
Messenger RNA from Tuber melanosporum (Perigord truffle), 994 nucleotides. RefSeq lists its product as uncharacterized. The transcript has a single exon. The coding region runs from base 1 to 492 and encodes 163 amino acids. The record is from RefSeq and is a predicted model, not a curated record. Lineage: Eukaryota; Fungi; Ascomycota; Pezizomycetes; Pezizales; Tuberaceae.